AUGAUCAUUACAACAUGGAUUGUGUACAUCCUCUCCCGGAAAGCUGCAGGAUUCCCCUUCCCACCAAAGAUGAGUUUGGAUGUUGAUGUUGUAGAAAGUGAAGCUGUAUCUGUUGUACAACAUUGGUUGAAGAAAACAGAAGAAGAGGCUUCCCAAUGCAUCAGGGAGAAGUUGUCCAUCAGUUCCUAUCCCUCUCGUGGCCAGGACGUUCAUGUGACCAGAGAUGUGGUGAAGUACCCUCUCUCCAAGUGUGAUUUGGAAUCAAACUCAAACCAAGAGUUCCUGGAGGAGAGAACAAGAAUCCAGUUCAUAAGAUGGAGCCACACCCGCAUCUUCCAAGUGCCAAGUGAGAUGAUGGAUGAUGUCAUGCAAGACCGACUAAACCAAGUGAGGCGAAGCAUAUCCCAUAUCACGAACGACUCCCGUUCCAGCUGUAGAACUUCCUUCUCAGAGUGCUAA
Molecule: messenger RNA, 459 nt
Organism: Dipodomys ordii (Ord's kangaroo rat)
Lineage: Eukaryota; Metazoa; Chordata; Mammalia; Rodentia; Heteromyidae
Gene: Spata19
Product: spermatogenesis associated 19
Exons: 6
Coding region: 1-459 (152 amino acids)
Source: RefSeq, a predicted model, not a curated record